AUGGAAGAGUUGUAUGAUAUCUGUACAAAUCAGAGCGCUAAAUACCCUUAUUUAAUCAUUUUAUCACAGAUAAGAAUAUUUAUAGCUCUGAUUUGCACAGAAACAGGUCUAGGAGCUUUAAGUCAACUUACAACGAGCAUACUUUUACUCCAUAUUCUCUUAUCAAAAUCUCACAAAGUUAACGUAUUUGCUCAACUGCCUGGCACAAUAGUAGUUUCUCUGUGGUUGGCCUUAUAUGCAUUAAAGAUGAAAUUAGUCGAGAUGAAUUGGACGGAGUGGAAUUUUACUCAACCAAAUUUCAACACCACGAAAUUCAAUUUUGGAAUAAGUCCAGAAUUUGUAAAACUUAUUGAAGACAUUUCUACAAGCUUGAGCAUUAUCAUCACAGUCGCCAUCUUGGUUACAAAUCUCCUACUUUUGGUUACUGUGUUGACGUCACCAAAACUUCGAAAUAACGUCAGAUAUAUGCUAGUGGUUAGUUUAUCGUGUGCAGACUUAUUAACUGGCAUGUUAGGGAUGCCAUUUUUUAUUGACUUUGGAAUCCAACAGAAAGUGACUGUCGCCUGUGAAUUCCAUGUGGUUUUACAAGUUCUAGUGAUCCAUGCGCAUGCCAUGAUAACUUCUGUGGGAUUAUUGAUAAUCAACAUCCAUUUUGUAACCAGGCAAUACAACUUCCGGUGUAUUAAUAUCAGACAAUCAUUACAACUUCCGGUCAAAAUAGUUGUAUCAAUGUUGCCGUGGAUACUAACAGUUGUUAUAGUAACGCCUUUGAUUAUUACUGGAUUACAUCAACUUACCGCCUUUAUUUGGUCAGCCAAUCGAUGUCCGUUAUUUUUGUAUAGAUGGGCUCUGAUAACAAUGUUGAUCUUAAACUAUUAUUUGCCCAUGAUUCUGGUAUUCAUUACUAUGGGUUUUAUCAUCAAGGGAUGGAUAGAAACUAAUAGAGGAAGUGUAGCUUUUCGUCCUGCACUUCUCAAUGAAGAGGCAGAUCCACUCCAUCCUAAAACCAUGGUUGUUUUAAAUAUUGUAUGUUUUCUUUUAUUGUUACCAAUUCAUAUCGUUAAUAACCGAAUAAUUAUGAACAAUCUUGAAAUUCUUCUCAUAUUAAUGAUGACGAGUUUUCAAGUGUCAAUGCUCAAGCCAGUGUUCUUCGCCUCGUUUUGGAUAUUUACACCGGAGGUAAAACAACACUUGACUGAAAAGCUGAAAAAUUUCUGGAACCGGAAGUCAUCGUCGCUACCACAAUAUCUGGUGAAUAAAUCGUAUAGAGAUUUUGUUGAAGAGGAAGGAAAUUAG
Messenger RNA from Lottia gigantea (owl limpet), 1296 nucleotides. RefSeq lists its product as hypothetical. The transcript has 3 exons. Gene Ontology annotation, molecular function: G protein-coupled receptor activity. Gene Ontology annotation, cellular component: membrane. Gene Ontology annotation, biological process: G protein-coupled receptor signaling pathway. NCBI's taxonomy places the organism in Eukaryota, Metazoa, Mollusca, Gastropoda, Lottiidae. The record is from RefSeq and is a predicted model, not a curated record. Bases 1 to 1296 code for a protein of 431 amino acids.